Molecule: messenger RNA, 822 nt
Organism: Scedosporium apiospermum
Lineage: Eukaryota; Fungi; Ascomycota; Sordariomycetes; Microascales; Microascaceae
Exons: 3
Coding region: 1-822 (273 amino acids)
Source: RefSeq, a predicted model, not a curated record
AUGAAGGGCAGUCCAGGAGAGCGAGGAGACCUAUCUGUAAAAUUCUCGCGGCUUAAGGGAGAAACUGUAUUUGUCGUCAUCACCGGGGACCGUGACAUGCGCCCGGCGGUGCAAAAGGUGUUUGACAGCGGUAUCCGAGUUGAGCUCUGGGCGUGGAGUUUCGCUCGCGCCAGGGAAUAUUUCGCUCUCAAUGCGUCCGAUGACCUGUUCUCACUGCACGAUCUGGAUUCUAUUUACGAGAAGAUCUCUUUCACCAACUUUCGCCCCGAACAAUUCGAGCAUUCUCUUUGCCACAAGAUUUUGAGCCUUCGGCGCGUGUUCUACACCGCCUGGUCUAGGGAUGGAGGUGAACUAUUCGUCGAAUAUCCCCGCGCCAAGGGCGUGGAUGAGUUCGAUAAUAUCAUGGAGAAAAUGCGGCAGCUGUUCGACAGGUUGCUCAAGGUUCUUUCGUGGCCCGAGUACAUCACAAAUUACGGUGGUUGGGAUUUCACUUCUUCAGUGGAAGGGACCAGCUACCGUUACGUAACCAUGGGGAAUGAUGUCGAGGCUGAGCAGGACGUAGAGGCAGAGGAUGAAGCAGGGAAUGACAGCGGCACCAAGGAGGUAGCUAGCACUGGCGAGGUGACAGAGAAGAAGAAAGAUAAUGAUGAUGGGUGGCAGACGGUCGGAGCUAAUCCCGCAAAAAACCAUCACCGCGCUAUUCAGCGAACGCAGGAUUGCAGAUACGGCAUUCGCUGUGCGAGGAAGGGUGAAUGCGGUUCCAAGCAUAGCGAGAAGGACCGAAAGUUGUUUCAGAGGUAUCCAAAUAUUGAUUUUCGUUGA